Molecule: messenger RNA, 1509 nt
Organism: Phytophthora sojae
Lineage: Eukaryota; Oomycota; Peronosporomycetes; Peronosporales; Peronosporaceae
Exons: 4
Coding region: 1-1509 (502 amino acids)
Molecular function (GO): heme binding; oxidoreductase activity, acting on paired donors, with incorporation or reduction of molecular oxygen; monooxygenase activity
Source: RefSeq, a predicted model, not a curated record
AUGGUUGCGGUGACCAUGUGGGGGUUGGCUAAGCACCAAGUGAGCGAGCGCGAAGCCGCGCUGGCCGUGAGCGCUCUCGGCGCGUUGUACGUCAGCUAUAAGCUCCUCUCCGCCAUGUACAAGUCCGGCAGCAUGGCCCGUGCGUUCGACGCCCAGGGACUGUACCGCCCCAAGUCGACGCUGCCGAUUCUGGGCAACACACUCGACGUCAUGUUCUACCAGAAGGAGCGGUUCAUUGUCGGUCGCCCCGACGCGCUUGUGGUCACGUCCCCCGAGGCCUGCGAGGAUGUUUUCAAGACGCAGUUCGAUAACUUCGGGCGCGGCACGGAGCUGCGAGACGUUAUCUACGACAUCUUUGGCGACGGCAUCGCCGGCGUGGACGGCGAGGAGUGGCAGAAGCAGCGCCGCGUCGCCAGCCAUCUCUUCUCGAUGAAAAUGCUGCGCGACGUGAUGGACGAAGUGAUCAUCGAGAAGGUGACCAAGCUCAAGGACGUCCUCGCCGAGUGCGCCAAGCAGGGCAAGGUCGUCCCGAUGAAGUCGCUCUUCGGCAAGUUCACAAGCGAGGUGUUCACCAAGAUUGGCUUUGGCGUCGACCUCCGCAGCCUGGAGAGCGACCCGUGCUCGGACUCGAACAACGCCUUCAUCCGGGCCGUCGACGUGUACGCGGAGGUCUUCGGGGCGCGCGUUCAGUCCCCGGCGUGGUUCUGGAAGCUCAAGCGCUUCCUGAGCAUCGACGACGAGGGUGGCACCCAGCAGGUGCUGGCCAAGUCGUUGGAGGUUCGGCGCCAGGACAGCAGCGACGCUAAGCGGACGGAUCUGCUGACGCUGUUCGUCGAAGCGAACACGAGCAUCGACCCGAAAGCGGUUCACGACACGCUCAUGUCCUUCCUGUUGGCCAGCAAGGACACGUCGAGCUUCAGCCUGUCGUGGGUCCUGAUCAAUCUCAACCGCUACCCGGCGGUGCUGGCCAAGCUCCGCGACGAGAUCCGGGCGAAUCUGCCUGGUCUCAUGACGGGCGAGAUCAAGGUCCCGACCAUGGAGGACUUGCAGAAGCUCCCGUACCUGGAGGCCGUGGCGAAGGAGAGUCUGCGUCUGCACAUGACGGCCUCCAACCGCAUGGCCAACACGGCCACGACGCUCAGUGACGGCACCUUCGUGCCGGAAGGCUGCGCCGUCAUGAUCCCCAUGUACGCGUCCGCGCGCGUGAAGAGCGUCUGGGGCGAGGACGCGGCCGAGUACAAACCCGAGCGGUGGAUCGACGCCGCGACCGGCAAGGUCACGCCCGUGUCCCCGUUCAAGUUCGUCACGUUCGGCGCCGGCCCCCGUCAGUGCCUCGGCAUGCGCUUCGCGCUGCUGCAGAUCCAGACGACGAUGGCCGUGCUGUUCAGCCACUUCGACCUCAAGACGACCGAGGACCCGUUCGACCUCACCUACGACUUCGCCAUCACGCUGCCCGUCAAGGGCCCGCUCAACGUCACCGUGCGAGAGAUCACACCCGCUGCCUACUAG